AUGGGAACUGUAGCUCUAAGUGUAGUUGUUCCUUCUUCGGGCAUUAUUAACCAACUACCAGCAAAACAUUAUCUUCAAAAACCAUUCUCAGCAAUUCAAAAAUCAAAUUUCGGGACGUCAGUUGAUGAACCAAAUGGCAUUAGAUCGUCACACUCACCAGUUAAUACCUUCAAAUAUAACAGUGUUUUGAGCUCACUUGUGAAAAAUGGUAAAUUAGAAGAAGCACAUGGACUUUUUGAUGAAAUGCAUCAAAGAAAUGAGGUUUCUUGGGCUACGAUUAUAUCUGGUUAUACUCGGUCUGGAGAUUACUUGAAAGUACUUGAUUUGUUGGAUGAGAUGUGGAAGGAAGGUUUUAGACCUAAUGAAUUUGCAAUGGGGAGUCUCAUUAAGGCGAGUUCGGGUUUGAAGGAUGUUUGUGUAGGUCAGCAGUUGCAUGGGUGGUGGAUACGUAGUGGGUAUGGGAUUGAUGUUUAUGUUGAAACUUCGCUUGUAAAAAUGUACGCGAACGUUGGGUGUUUAUCUGAUGCUCAACGGGUUUUUGAUGGGGUUUCUGUUUCGUGUUUGAAAGAUGGUCCUUUAUGGAAUUCGAUUAUAGGUGCUUAUGUGCUUCAUGAGUGUUGGAACGAGGCAUUUGAAUUGUUUUGCUGUAUGGUUGCAACUGUAAGUGUUGCACCCACGAAGUUUACUUAUGCUAGUAUGAUUAGUGCUUGUACUAAUGCGAGAGAGGAGAGGUACGGGAAGAUAAUUCACGGAAUGGUGAUCAAAUAUGGCGAAUUUGAUGACACAAUGAUGGGUAAUUCUCUUGUUACAUUCUAUGCCAAGUGUGGGAUGUUACAAGAUGCAAAUAGAGUUUUCGAGAGUAUACGUACGAAGAGUGUUGUUUCCUGGAACUCAAUCAUUGCAGGUAACGAACAGAAUGGGGAAGAAGAGGCAGCAAUUGAUUUAUUCCGUAGGAUGAUCGAAUUAGGACAUUCUUUACAACCGAAUCGUAUCACCUUCCUUAGUGUACUUAGUUCUGUUUCUAAGCUGUCAGCUUUAACUCUUGGGAAAAAGAUACAUGCUCGUUUGAUCAAAUCUUUUCUUGAACCAGAAACAAGCAUAUCUAAUUCCUUGAUCACAAUGUACUCUAAAUACAAAGAAGUGGGAAAAGCCAGUCUGGUUUUCGAGAAGUUGCCUUUCAAGGACAUGGUCACUUGGAAUUCAAUGAUCACAGGGUUUGAUCAAAAUGAGCUACCAGAAAAAUGUCUUGAGCUCUUCAAGAAAAUGCUAUCACUAGGAAUUAAGACGGAUGAUCAUACUUACACUGCUAUUCUUGCUGCACUUUCAUCCUUGCCAUCUGAGUUCAGGUAUGUAAAACUGGGCAAGGAAAUCCAUGGCUAUAUAUUGAGGAGGGCUGUACUAAAUGGUGUGACCACUUUUACAUCUAAUGCCAUACUUAGCAUGUAUGCUAAGAGCACUCAGAUCGAAAAUGCAGAGAAACUUUUCAAUGGAAUGAGUGAGAAAGAUAACUACUCAUGGAACGCCAUGAUGGAUGGGUAUUCUAUUAAUGGUCGUCCUGAAGAUAGUAUAAAAAUCUUUCUAGAUAAACACGAGAAAAACUUGCCAUUUGAUUAUUUAACCUUUUCAAUUGUUCUUACAGCUUGCGGCAGAUUGGUUUCUUUCAAUCUUG
Papaver somniferum (opium poppy) is the source of this 1669-nucleotide messenger RNA. Its product is annotated as pentatricopeptide repeat-containing protein At3g09040, mitochondrial-like. The annotation marks the transcript as partial. NCBI's taxonomy places the organism in Eukaryota, Viridiplantae, Streptophyta, Magnoliopsida, Ranunculales, Papaveraceae. Gene Ontology annotation, biological process: RNA modification. The transcript has a single exon. The record is from RefSeq and is a predicted model, not a curated record. Gene Ontology annotation, molecular function: protein binding; RNA binding.